GAAAGUAAAAAUCCCAAACCCAAAAGCAAUAAAUAAGAGUACCCAGUAAAUUGACCCGUGCUCUUCAUUUCAUUCCAUUCCUUUAUAGCCAUUUCACUUUCCUCCCUCCGUUUCUCUCUUUCCUCUCCAAAACAACAAUCGACGCCUCAUUAACUCCGUUCCGUUCCGUUCAUCCCCCUCUCCCCGUUCUUUUUCUCUUAUUCUUUCGAUAUUUUCUCUCAAAUCCUCUGUGAGUUCAUCAAAUCUACGGAUUUCUGUUAUAAUUCACCGAAUCAUACGGUUAAAAAGAGAGAGAAUAUUAGCGGAUUUGAUCGCGUGAGAUGGCAUCCGUGAUAACGAAUCCAGUGACGAACACAAAUUCUGAUCGCAGCAAAAGGAAAAAGAAGAAGAAAUCAAUGAUCAAAGAGAAUCAGCAGAGCCAAAAGCAGAACCACACCAGAUGGAAAUCAGAGACGCAGCAGCAAAUCUAUUCCUCGAAGCUUCUUCAAGCUUUGAGCCAGGUCAGUCUCAACAGUCCUGCUUCGGCUCCUCGCGGUGGCCGGGCUGUCCGUGACGCUGCUGAUAGAGCCUUGGCCGUUGCGGCUAAAGGGAGAACCAGGUGGAGCCGGGCCAUUUUGACAAGCAGGCUUAAGCUGAAAUUUAGAAAGCAGAAGAGACCGAGAGGAUCCACCGCUUCCGUGGCCUCCAUAACUGGGAGUAGCUGGUCGAAGAAACCGAGAUUUAGCGUUUCGAAAUUGAAACCAAAAAGUUUACCGGCUGUUCAAAGAAAAGUCAAGGUUCUUGGCCGGUUAGUUCCCGGUUGCCGAAAGCAACCAUUACCGGUUAUUCUUGAAGAAGCAACCGAUUACAUAGGAGCACUUGAGAUGCAGAUUCGAGCCAUGAGCGCUCUCGCCGACCUGCUAUCUGGUUCUGGAGCCGCCGGCUCUAGCUCAGCUCCUCCGCCUCACUCCCCACCGCCGACUAGCCAGUGACACUUUUAUUUUCUUAAUUGCCAAGUGUCAUCAUCAUCUUUUAUUUUUAAUUUUUAUUAUCUUUCUCGCCCUUCUCUCUCCAUCUCUCAGCACUCCUGUUAAAAACUCCCUCGUUCUCUUUUAAAUGUUCUUGUAUAUUAAAAACAUUUUUAUUAUAUGACCUGUUUGGUUGCUAGAUUUCGGUUAAGUCCAACGAGAUCAAUAAAAAAAAUUUGACUCAUUUUUUUUCAACUUUUUUAACAACUGGGGAAAAGUUUCUUUAUAAAUGUUCCAUCACCUUCAUUUUUAGUGGCUUCGAAUUAUCAUUAUUUUUACAUUUAAGAAAGUAUAUAUGAAGAGACGAAGGGAUUCAAAUAUUAAUUACAAGGUAAGUUUACAUUGUCUAAUCGCAUAUUUUAUUGAAGCAGAUUUAGCAAUUCUAUGUUUUAUGUAUUUAUAUUAUUUGUUAUAAUU
Durio zibethinus is the source of this 1424-nucleotide messenger RNA. NCBI's taxonomy places the organism in Eukaryota, Viridiplantae, Streptophyta, Magnoliopsida, Malvales, Malvaceae. The record is from RefSeq and is a predicted model, not a curated record.